Messenger RNA from Amaranthus tricolor (Joseph's coat), 1487 nucleotides. Its product is annotated as riboflavin biosynthesis protein PYRD, chloroplastic-like. Gene Ontology annotation, molecular function: diaminohydroxyphosphoribosylaminopyrimidine deaminase activity; zinc ion binding. Bases 55 to 1365 code for a protein of 436 amino acids. NCBI's taxonomy places the organism in Eukaryota, Viridiplantae, Streptophyta, Magnoliopsida, Caryophyllales, Amaranthaceae. Gene Ontology annotation, biological process: riboflavin biosynthetic process. The transcript has 3 exons. The record is from RefSeq and is a predicted model, not a curated record.
CAUUGUUUUCCGAUUAUUGAUAUUUCUACACUACUAAUCACUAUCAAAACAAAUAUGAAUUUUCUCACAAUUAUAAAUCCAAAUCUCAAAAUCAAUCCUUCAGUUUCCAUUUUUGGAGCUGUUUCUGGGUCUUGUAGUGUGCCUAAAUGGGUGUCUAAUUCAAAUAAAAAGUUGGGUAAUGUGGGGAAACUUGGGUUUGAUUCAAGAUUCAAUCUUGGGUAUAAAAAUGUAGAGAGUUUCAGAAAUGGUAGGGGUUUGGUUGAAGUGAUGUGUAGAAGGGCAGAAAUUGAAAAUGGAGAAGAAGAUGCAUUUUAUAUGAGGAAAUGUGUGGAAUUGGCGAAACAGGCUAUUGGAUAUACUAGUCCUAAUCCUAUGGUGGGAAGCAUUAUUGUAAAACAUGGUAAGAUUGUUGGCCAAGGAUUUCAUCCUAAGGCUGGACAGCCUCAUGCUGAGGUCUUUGCUUUGAGAGAAGCCGGAGAUCAGGCUGAGAAUGCAACUGCCUAUGUGACUUUGGAACCUUGCAAUCAUUAUGGAAGAACACCUCCGUGUUCUGAGGCUUUGAUCAAAGCCAAAGUGAAGAAAGUUGUGGUCGGCAUGGUGGAUCCCAACCCAAUUGUUUGUUCGCGAGGAAUUAAUAAACUACAAGAAGCAGGCAUAGAAGUUGUUGUUGGUGUUGAGGAGGAUCUGUGCAAGAAGCUCAAUGAAGCAUUCAUCCACAAAAUGCUUUCUGGAAAGCCUUUUGUGACUCUUAGGUAUUCCAUCUCUGUAAACGGUGUGGUUUUAGAUCAAGUAGGUGAAAAGGUUACAGAAUGUGGAGGAUAUUUUUCAAAAUUGCUGCAAGAGUAUGAUGCGGUGAUACACACAAGCGCCAGCUCCACAAUGGCGCAAGAAUUGUCAUCUCUCCGGUCACAAGAACCUAAUGCUCGCCAACCUCGCCACAUUUUAUUAGCUACAAAUCAGGAUUUUCUCAACAACCUAGUUGCAGAAUCAGAUUGUAAUGCCACUGUAUUUGCAAACAAAGAAGUAAGUGUAGGACCGGAAUUGUCUCAAAAAGGGAUUGAAGUAGUGGUUAUGGAUCACAUAAGCCUGGAUGCUAUUCUAGAGUAUUUGAGUAAGCAGGAAAUGACUAAUGUAUUGGUGGAUUUGAGAGGAAAGCUUAGUGAUUUGGAAGAGAUUCUGGAAGAAGCAUUACAGACAAAUUCAAUGCAGAAGGUUGUAGUGGAGGUACUGCCUAUUUGGGCAGGGACUGAACCUGAAGACAGUCUUUCUUCCUCGAUGAUGAUGAACCAUACCCAUAGUCAAAGGUUGAAGAAUUUAUCAACGAGGAUUGCUGGUGAUAGCAUCCUUCUUGAAGGGUAUUUUUAAUUUUUCUUAUAAUACUUCUGUUUGUAACUGAAUGUACAAUUCACUCCAGAAAAAACUUGAAUAAUUCUGCAAGAGUCAUUGUAAUUUAGCGAGAAUCACGAGUGUAUUUAAUAUAAUUUACA